CCCAGGAUGAGGGGAGGUCUUGGGCUGGCGUUACUCUUGCUGCUGUCUGCAGCUGGAGAGUCCAACAGCGUUUCUCCACCAGGGAAACCAGUCCUGCUGGGCUGCAGGUCUCCUGAGAAGGAGACGUUUAGCUGCUGGUGGGAGCCAGGCUCCGGGGGAGGGCUGCCCACCGCACACCGUCUGUAUUACGAGAGAGAAAGGUUGGAGGGAACGUACGAGUGUCCGGAUUAUCAGUCGGCAGGAAGGAACUCCUGUUUCUUUGAUAAGGAACACACCUCCAUCUGGGUGGACUACUACCUGAUGGUGAUGGCCUCCAAUGCGCUCGGGAAUGCCACUUCGGAGCCUUUUAAGAUGGAUGUGAUGGAAAUUGUGAAGCCCGAUGCUCUUGAAAAUGUGACGCUGAUGGUGGAGGAGAGAGAGGACAGUCCAUAUCUUCACGUCAGGUGGGAGCCUCCCUCUAACGCGGACACCAAGUCCGGCUGGGUCACCGUUAAAUAUGAACUACGAGUCCGACAAGACGGUGGCAACAAGUGGACAGAGUACACGUCAGGUACACAAACCCAUUUCAGCCUGUACAGCAUCAGUCCCGGGGUUGUGUACACGGUGCAGGUGCGCUGCAGACUAGACCACGGCUCCUGGAGUGAGUGGAGCAACUCCACCUGUGUGAAAAUCCCUCACUAUAAUCAGAACGAGAGACCAUUUUGGCUCCUGGUUUCAAUCCUCUCUACAAUUCCAUUAAUAGCAGCAGCGUGCAUCUUGGUAACAAAGAGGAAAUCCAUGAAGAAGUUUGUCCUGCCACCUGUUCCUGGUCCCAAGAUAAGAGAUGUAGACGCUCAGCUUCUCAAGAGUGGGGGAUCUGAAGACGGCGACAAUGCCCUGAUGGUCAACCAAAGCUGUCCUCCUAUCGUGACCUGGAAGGACCAAAUGGAGGAGUACCUAAUUGUGACUGAAAAUGACGACGGGCUUCCCUCCAAUGCUCAAAAAAGGAAGAAAAGCUUCAUUAUUCCCGUCGGCUUCAACUUAGACUUGGAACGAUUCCAUUGUGAUGAGACAAAAACAUGCCAAAACGAGUGGGAAAAGAAAUAUCACGAAAUGGAUCGCUUUGAAGUCGAUAGCAGCAUCAAACCCUUCACGAACGGCGGCUAUGUGGAUAUUCAGAGACCUGUGGACCACACGCAGGGGGUGGAGGUGAAGCCGGUGGACUACAGCAGAGUGAAAGAGGUGAACGGCGACAACAUUCUCCUCCACAAGAACGAAAACGUCUUGUUUGAGAGCGGCGGCUACAUCCAUGUUCAGAUACGAGAGAACAUGCCAGAGGAAUACAGCAGGGUGAAGAAGGUGGACAGUGACAACACGGUCAUCCUGCAGUCACAACAUGCGUCAGGUGACACCUCCAGUAGAGAGAAGGGAAACCACUACACAGACCCGCAGAAGGCAAGAAAACCCAAUAUGUGCACAGAACUCAUCGAAGGCGGAUAUGUAGAUACCAUCAAUGCAUCAUCAAAUAUAAAAUGAAUUGCGAUGGCAUUCAGUCCAGACAUUCGUGUUCUCUGUAAUCUGCAACGUGGCUGUUAUGCGGUGGCGGGAGUUCUAGAUGGUUUUUAAUUGAAUUGUAAAAAUUGGCUACGUACGUGGGUAUGGAAAUUAUUCAGACCCCUUUAAAUGUUUCACUCUUUGUUUCAUUGCAGCUAUUUGCUAAAAUCAAAAAAAAUCAUUUUAUUUCUCAUUAAUGUUCACUCAGCACCCCAUCUUGACAGAAAAAAACAGAAAAGGAGAAAUUUUUGCAAAUCUAUUAAAAAAGAAAAACUGAAAUAUCACAUGGUCAUAAGUAUUCAGACAUUUGGUUUAUGACCAAAUACCUGUAAAGAUAAUGAUAUUCCCAUCAGCCUUAGCUGUAUGUUUUUUGUUUAGCACCAACUUGUAAAUGUUAUUAUGCUUAAAGGCUCAACUUAUGACAUCCUGAUUUUCACUCUGUUGGUUAAUUUAUUUAGAUUUAAAAUGCCAUAUUCUAACAUCUGGUAAUAAUUUAAGAUUGUGCUUUCACACAGAAGAUUUCUCUUGAAGAAAAUAAACAGAUGAAUAUGAUGGUAGUCCAAUCAACUAAAUUGUUUACUAAUUCUGUAAGAUACUUAUAAUUGUAACAGCUUUUUAAAAGAAUGAUUUUUCCUCAAACUCAUCUGACAUAUUCAUUAAAAAAGAGUGAUCAUUAGUAAAGUAUGAGUAAAAAAAUUCAAACAUGUUGACACAGUGAGUUUUAUUGAAAUUUUUAUAGCAGACGGCAUUUUUAAAUGUUUGUACAUUGCACAUUUUAAGCACCGUGUCUGGUGUUGAAUGGCACAAAACUGAAGUUUAUUAACCAAUGGAUUAUUUACGCUUUAAACAUGCAUUUCUGGUUUAUAGUUUAAAAAAAAUCUCAUGGAAGAAGUUUCUUUGUUUCUCUCAACUAAAUAAACAAAAUGUAACUUUC
This is a messenger RNA of Pseudoliparis swirei, 2467 nucleotides long. RefSeq names its product prolactin receptor b (gene prlrb). Gene Ontology annotation, molecular function: cytokine receptor activity; protein binding. Bases 7 to 1515 code for a protein of 502 amino acids. The transcript is spliced from 8 exons. The record is from RefSeq and is a predicted model, not a curated record. Gene Ontology annotation, biological process: cytokine-mediated signaling pathway. Lineage: Eukaryota; Metazoa; Chordata; Actinopteri; Perciformes; Liparidae. Gene Ontology annotation, cellular component: external side of plasma membrane.